Molecule: messenger RNA, 1776 nt
Organism: Sceloporus undulatus (fence lizard)
Lineage: Eukaryota; Metazoa; Chordata; Lepidosauria; Squamata; Phrynosomatidae
Exons: 2
Coding region: 522-1124 (200 amino acids)
Source: RefSeq, a predicted model, not a curated record
CUACUGCUUCACAAAACCACAAAUCCCAGGGUUCUGUGGGAUAGAGCCACGGCAGCUAAAGUGUUGUCAAACUGCAUCAUUUCUACAGUGUGGAUGCACCCUCUGAAGUAACAACUGAGGCAAGGGUGAAGUCCUUUUAAGAAUUAGAUAGUUCAGCCUUUGCAGCCUGGCUUCAUCUGGGAUGCUAGGAAGGGAUUUUGGGUCACUACAAGCAGUUUCUAGUGAAGCCUGGACUCUGGUACCUUUUUUGCAAGGUUUGGGUGAUGGCAGACGGACACAGCCAGGAGGUGGGAAAUAACCAUACAUUAGAAAGAUGCCAAUCCAGCCUCUGCUUAAAGGCCUCCAAAGAUGGAGAGUUGCCCAGCCUCAGAGGCAGCUGGUUCUACUGUCAAGCAGCUUCUAUAUUCAGAAACUCUUCCUAACAUUUAGGAGGAAUCUCUUCUCUUGCCAUUUGAAUCCACUGGUUCUCAUCCUAGUGUCAGAACCAGCCUUCUACUGGAGAUCCCUUCAAGUUUUUAAAGAUGGCUCCAUCCCAUCCCCGUUCUCUGUUUCCUCUCCUCCAAACUAAACCCCGCAGCUCCCUUACCUGUUUGGCAGAGGGCUUGAGUGGCUUCUCCAGACCUUUGACCGUUGGGCUGCCCUUCCCGGGACACGUUCCAGCUUAUCAAUAUCCUUCUUGGACUGUGGAGCCCAGGGAUGGACACGACUGGCUCCCAGAGAGGUCUGAUCCAAGCAGAAAGCGGCAAGGAGGUUCAGUGGUUUCACCUGGCAGAAAGAAAGCUCUCCAGAAUGCGGAGUGCCUCUUUGGGUUUGUCAGCCAGCCCAGCACUCCCUUUGUUUCUAUCCCUUCAAGGCAGUUGACUGCAUCAAAAAAGACGGGUUCUUCUUGCCAGAGGGGAGAAGUGGCAGAGACAAUGCCACGCCAAUUAGAGGCCGUCUUGAUCCCGGGAAAUGCUUCCCCAGCCAGUAGGGAGCCGUCCUCCUUCGCCAGACACAAGGUACAGCCGGUGCAGGCAAGCCUUGGCAUUGCCAGGAUGAGCCCCAGGCAAAGGGCCAGUGCCACUCUCGCUCACCUGGCGUGUCCAGAAGGGAAAUGUCAUGCCAGCCACGUUGCAAGCAAGUGAACAGCCAUGAAGCAAUCGCAUAUUGGUAUUCCAGACACUUUGGCGUUCGGGUUAUUGUUCUUGUUGUCGUGCCACUCUGUUUCCAAUUUAUGGCAACCGUGGAUCGAGGGAUGACAAGGCAAGAUUUGCCACUGGUUGUGGGCAGUGGGCAUAAGGUUCCUUUCUUUUUAACAACCAACCAAUCUAUCAAUCCUUCUAUAGCCGGGUUCCUCCCUGUAAUCCUUGUGCCCCUGAUUUACGGCUGCUUUUCUGUUGAGUGUCGGUCAUCUCUGGACCGACAGCAACCUGGUUUGCUAAAUGAAAUAAACAAGACACACACAGACCCUGCCUCAAACCCCGGAGAGCCAGCCAGAUUCCCAGGGCUGAGGCUCAGUAGGCCUCUCUUCCCUACACAAGGGCCCCAAACAAAGGCAGCAGGAAGUCCCCUUUGGAUAACAGGUGCCUCGUUCAAAUUAUUACUAUCCCUGCAGCCUGUUUCAAAUUGCCACUCGCAGAGGUUGCUGGGAGAGGCACUUCACCCUUUUCAUGAAAAGGGGCUUUCUGGGGAGGUUCAAGCGUGAUGCAGCGGCCAAAAAGGCCAAUGCGAUUCUGGGCUGUUUCAACAGGGGGAUCGUGUCCAGAGAAAGGGAAGUGGUAAUACUCCUCUGUUCUG